AUGCUUUGGCUGUGGAUGUGGUGUCGUGAGUGCAGCCGGCAUUAUAUUGCCCGACUCCUUUUAACGGCCUUGCGACGAAUAGAUGCGUCGCCACCCGAGUCAUUCACUGCAGCUCCGUGUGUUGUACUGCCAGCACAACACUCUCUUGUUGUCUGGCGCCUGGCUGACAGUCGAACACCACAGCGUUGGGACAUGCAGGGAUGUGGACUGCCGCUCACGGUGUUGGGCACCGCUGUUUGGAUGCGGCGGCCACACGAGCGGAUGUAUUUUGGCACAAUCAAAUGCGUGAAGUACGCGGAAUCACAGCGGCUGCAAUAA
Trypanosoma cruzi is the source of this 318-nucleotide messenger RNA. RefSeq lists its product as uncharacterized. NCBI's taxonomy places the organism in Eukaryota, Euglenozoa, Kinetoplastea, Trypanosomatida, Trypanosomatidae. The record is from RefSeq and is a predicted model, not a curated record. Bases 1 to 318 code for a protein of 105 amino acids. The transcript has a single exon.